GUCCCCGCGCACUUGAAUUGUGUGCUCAACAUAUUGUUCGGGCAGUCAGGAACUUGAGACAAUUGCUAAGUCAAUAAAUUCUGUGGACCAAACUGGAUUACCUUGAAACUCUAGGGGCUUUAGGAAUAUUUUCUUAGACCUAAUGUGUAACUUAGGAAGUUCAAUGGGACUAAAAGUGAGAUUUCCUUGGAAUUGUGGGGGGACAAGGGGGAUGAUCUUCCCAACGACGUCGGAUGGAUGAUUCUGUAUUCUUGUCACCGUGAGAAGUUCGAGUCCAAACUGUCAGGAGCCAGAAAAAAUGAGUGCGUCAAAUUUUCGUUUGUUGUUUUAUUAGGAUCCAAUGCGGCAAUUCCCAGAACCAUUCACGAAAUUCGUGGCCCGCAUCAAAUUCCUAUUAGAUUCUUCUGAUAUAUCUUCAUAUCCAACUUCGUUUUCGGUAUAAAUCUCCAGCGACAAUAAGGUUCUUGAUUUUUCCUUUCUCGUUGUAACUUGACUUUUUUUUCCUGGGAGAAGCUUUCUAUUUGCAGAUGAAAUCAUCUAGACUCUGAAGAGGUUAGUCGAAGUUUAAUGAUUCUACUGCCCGCCCAUCUAUAAAGUUGUGAUCUUUUUGCCGGAUGGACAUCCGAUCAUCGUUCUAUAUGCCAUUUUUCUUUAUGCAUCUCUGCUCAUCUAUCUGGAACUCAAAAGUUUUGACGGGUCGUCCAACUUAUUUUGAUGGUGAACAAUCAUGGAAGUGGUAGUUGAAAGGUCCAAAGCUCUUGGUUCAAGCAUGUUGACGGUUCACAUCCCUGGAGCCUUUAACUGUUGCCAAGCACAUACAGACAUGAACAUGGUCCAAGAAGCUACUCCUUGCAUGUUGAUGCAUGUUAAUCCCUUAAUUCAUAUGGCCACUUCUAUAGGUCCUUUGAAGGUCCUGUGUUACAAGUCAAACUGGUCUUCCUCACGGAAUUUCAAUAGUCAACUCAAACUCCAACAUAUCUCACACCAAAUCACUUCGAAGAGAUGGCUGUGCCGAUCUCAAGAUUCCAUUUCUCCUGAGAAUGAGUAUCGAUCAUCACGCAAUAUAGCUAUCAGCUUGUUUAGACGAUACCGGAAUUUUGUUGAGCGUGGAGGAGGUGACAACCUAAAAGAGUUCAUCAGCGCCGGUGUGAAUGCAUAUGCAUUGGGUUGCACUGAUGAAGGCUUGAGGAAAGAACUUAUUGAUAUGAAGGACUCAGGUGUUGAAAUUGAAGUGAUGCAAGCAUAUGGUGGAAGUACAGGUCUAAAGUCCAAGAUUAUCUCUGGAGAAGUUGAUGAAUGUAUUAUGUGGCUGAGCAUUGUAUUUAUCACAAUCCUUUGUACUCCACAACCAACAAUAGUUCGAUGGUCGUCCAUCCCCCCUGUGUCCGAGGAAAUGCUGAUUCAUUGGAAGGGCUUCUGUGCAAUCAUAGCAAAUGCAUACUACAUGAGAGGAAUGGCUUGGCUUCCGGUGAAGACUCUCCAAAUGGAGCAAAUGGCAGUAAUGGGUCGUGCAGAAGAACCAUCAGUUGUAGCUAGCCGGAUGAGACUAGUAUUUAGCACACUUGAGGUGAGUUCCUAUACUUGGAUAUACGGGUUUGACAGAUCUUCCAGAAGAACUAAAACCUCCAGAGAAAAUGGUUGUCAGUCCACAGUGGCCGAGAGUGUGACAUUGUAAUUUAAUAUUCAGCAGUGUCUGGAAUACCUUUCUCGGAGAUUCAGUCUGUAUGGAGGGGUGUACUUUACUGUUUGCUAUUGUUCAAUUGGCUCCAUCUGUCGGGGGGAAAGGAGAAGAAAUUUUUCCUUAUGAAAAUAGUGUCCUGCACCAGUGUUUAUCAGGUUGUGUUAAAUAAUUACACAAGCUUAGGAAAUGCGUGUCUUUUAAUUUUCAUCCUUAUUUCUUUUUUCGGUUAUUUGUCCUUAGAUUUACAUGUAAUCCCUUCUAUAAUCUAUAUAAUACCUGAACAUUUAACA
Sesamum indicum (sesame) is the source of this 1971-nucleotide messenger RNA. RefSeq names its product orotidine 5'-phosphate decarboxylase. NCBI's taxonomy places the organism in Eukaryota, Viridiplantae, Streptophyta, Magnoliopsida, Lamiales, Pedaliaceae. The record is from RefSeq and is a predicted model, not a curated record.